Parastagonospora nodorum SN15 is the source of this 837-nucleotide messenger RNA. RefSeq lists its product as hypothetical. Bases 1 to 837 code for a protein of 278 amino acids. The transcript has 3 exons. The record is from RefSeq and is a predicted model, not a curated record. NCBI's taxonomy places the organism in Eukaryota, Fungi, Ascomycota, Dothideomycetes, Pleosporales, Phaeosphaeriaceae.
AUGACGAGCUUUGAGAUCCCAGACAGCGCCCUUGAAGGUAUCAAGGAUCAAGUGGUAAUAAUCACUGGUCUCGCAACUCUCCGAAGGAUAAUCAAGCACGGCGGCAAAGUCUUCGCAAGCGACGUCAACGAUCUCCCAGAGCCCGAAGCCUCAUCAGUGCCCUUCCAAAAGGUCGACGUGACAUCCUGGAAAGACCAAGUCGAGCUCUUCAAAGCCGCAGAAAAGCACUACACCAAAAUCAACCACGUCUUUGCCAACGCCGGCAUCGCACCAACCAUCAACCUCAUGGAAGACGACGUGGAUGAAAAUGGAGAUCUACUACCCCCAAAGCUAAAUACCCUCAAUGUUAAUUUGACAGGCUGCAUGUAUACAGUCAAACUAGGCAUAUUCUACCUCAAGAAGAAUCCCAACGGAGGGACAACAUCUAAACACGCCGUUCUCGGUCUCCUCCGCGCCCUGACCCCCAACCUCACUCAAUCCCCCCACCCUAUCCGCAUCAACGCCAUCGCGCCCUCCUGGACUGCUACUAACAUCGUCCCGCAAGCCGUCAUCUCAGCGCUUGGCGAGGGGAAUUAUCAAUCCGCUGAUGUUGUUGGGCGGUCUGUUACGCUGCUGAUGGCCGACGAGAAGAGGCAUGGCGAGUUGGUGUAUAGUGAGUGUGGUAGGUUUAUGGAUUUAGAGAAUGGGGAGAGGGGGUAUCAUGAGCUUACGAAGAGAAUGUUGGGAGUGGAGGGUGAGUUGAGGGAGACGAGCGUUUUGAGGGGUUUGAGGGAAAAGCUGGAGGGGAAGGGAGAGGGUGAGAAGGGGUUGGAGGAAGUUGUGGUGGCGAGUGAGUAA